AUGGCCAUCCAGAAAGACUUAGAAAUAAAAUUAAACUAUCCAUACACUGUUAUUAUAAACAGAAAAGAUGGGAAAUGUUCUUUCUUUGCAGGCUGGACACUUAUCGCUCGAUUCUCAAACAGCGAUGGCAAGAAUUGGAUGCGCGAUGAUGGUAAGUGGUGGUAUGACCAGCAAAUUGCCACUGGAGCGACAAACAACCCUUCAGUGAACAACGAUAUGAUCUCAACAGCCUUUUGGUCGGUCAGCGGUAGCGAGAUAAAAAUCACGCGCAGUGACGACCCCAGCCACAUCCCUCUGUUACAGACCACGGGUAACUGUUUGGGCGGACAAACAUUCCGAUCCAAAAUCACAAGUUAUGGCGACUUUAGAAAUGGUAAAGUCUGGGCCAGUGAUCUGUGUCUGGGAAGUUGUACGGUUCAAUAUGGCGGACAGUACAAGUCAACGGACGGGUUUCAACAGGCUGAGUGCAGUGGAACCAUCCAAAGCGCAAACAAGAUCGGCUUCUGGUGUGACUGGAGUACUGGUGAUGGAUCAGUGAUGAUGAUUGGUGGAGGAGGAAGUAGCUGCUAUCGGGCGGACCACGGUGUUGGUAUUACAGAAGCUAACCAAGCCUCUUUGACCAUCAAGUUAUUCCAUCUUUAG
Molecule: messenger RNA, 642 nt
Organism: Stylophora pistillata
Lineage: Eukaryota; Metazoa; Cnidaria; Anthozoa; Scleractinia; Pocilloporidae
Molecular function (GO): calcium ion binding
Source: RefSeq, a predicted model, not a curated record